ACGUUUUACAAUAUCUUUUCUAUUCAAACAUUGUAGUGUAAAUGUAUUGUAUUGCAUGGCGAUGUGUUAAAUAACAUUGCUAUAUCUAUUUGACAUUCAUUAACAAAUGAUACUGCUAUUGUACACUACACACAACACAUAUAAAACAAUUAUUCGCUUUAAAAAAAAAAGUUGUCAGUUUUCGUUUGUUCUUCGUGCUGGAAUAACCAUUACAAGGAAGUUGAAAGUGAUUAUAGCUGCCCUUUUUGUUGAUUUGGUUAAACUAUUAGUGUUUCAAUCAAGUACUGGUUAAAUUGUGUAGAAAUUUAUAUAAAUAAUAAAAAAAAUGAAUUACGCUAAGCCAAUAGAUAAUUCUCGUUUAAUUUGCAAAUUAAUCAAAGCAAAACCAGAACUAUACGAUCCAGAAAAUCCAGAUUAUUCUAAUCGUCCCCUUCAUAGUAAAAUAUGGAAAGAAUUAGCAGGAAAAUUGGGUGUUAGCGUUGAAGAAUUUAGAUCAAAGUGGGCUUCUAUGCGUAAUUCUUAUGCUAGAUGUAUAAAAGCAAAAUUAGAAAAUCCAAACAGAACCAGAGUUAAAUGGUACUUGGAAGAUCAUAUGAGCUAUUUAGAAAAACACAUUUUGCAUAGAUCUAAAAGGAAGAGUUUGCUAGAUAAUUUUGGUAAUUCAAGCGACACGAAAUCAGAUUUAGAUAGCUUAAAACAUGAGCGUCUUUCACGGGAUGAUUUUGAAAUAGAUGACGUAUCAAUGAGUGCAAGUGAGGGAAAAAGGAAACAUGGCAAAAGCUCUUCAGGAUUUAACCAUAGACUUGAUGAGUUAGAUGAAAUAUUUAGCAAUUGUGACCAACAAAAAACGUCGGAAAUGUCUUCAAAGUCAAUGAAGAAGAUAAAACGCUCAUAUUCAGAAGAAUUUGAUAAACUUUUUAAGUCAGUCACAUGUUUUUUUGAGUCUCAAACGGCUCAAUUAAAUCAAAAUCCAGAUGACCUAUUUUUUCAAAGUAUCGAAAAAGAUUACUCAAAAUUAACAGAAAAAAAGAAAAGAAAAUUUAAAUUGACAGUCCUAAAUGCUUUAAAUGAAUUUCUAGAUGAAGCUGAUUAGAGAAAACUAAUAAAAUAUUAUUUUUAUUUGUAUGCUGCCUACUGAAACAUAUGCAUAAAUGUAUAAGUAUUUAUGUAUAAUUGUAAUCAAAUAAA
This is a messenger RNA of Condylostylus longicornis, 1188 nucleotides long. Its product is annotated as transcription factor Adf-1-like. The coding region runs from base 326 to 1093 and encodes 255 amino acids. The record is from RefSeq and is a predicted model, not a curated record. Gene Ontology annotation, biological process: regulation of transcription by RNA polymerase II. Gene Ontology annotation, molecular function: DNA binding. NCBI's taxonomy places the organism in Eukaryota, Metazoa, Arthropoda, Insecta, Diptera, Dolichopodidae. The transcript has 3 exons. Gene Ontology annotation, cellular component: nucleus; transcription regulator complex.